Gamsiella multidivaricata is the source of this 658-nucleotide messenger RNA. RefSeq lists its product as uncharacterized. Lineage: Eukaryota; Fungi; Mortierellomycota; Mortierellomycetes; Mortierellales; Mortierellaceae. The transcript has 2 exons. Bases 232 to 624 code for a protein of 130 amino acids. The record is from RefSeq and is a predicted model, not a curated record.
AUCCCUCAUCGACUCGACGAGGAGGACCAACCCCGUGCAGCGGUCUUAUCGCCAAGGGGGAAGCACAAAUCAGCCAAGUCUUAUCCACGUUGGACGAAGUGCGCAGUACUCCACCUCCUCUCUCUACUAGCCCAAGGAUAAAAGAAGCACUUGUUCCCACAGGAACCCAGCUUACUUGCUAGACAGCAACAAGCGCGCCGCAAAUCGAAAACGUCCUUCUAACCACGCCAAAUGAACCCACCACCAUCUCUCAAAGAUAUGUCGCAUUCAGGGACCGCCUCGAUCGCACAACCCGCUGUGUUUAUCCCUGGUCCUGACGGCAUGCCUAUAUCUACUCCUGUGCCCGUCUUCGGCACGAAAGAUUCCACCACUACUGUUUCAGCGAUUGAUCUUGUAGCGUCUGAGAAGACCCUUGUCGGUCUCCCGCAUAAAGAUGACAAACCCGGCGAUACAACGACGAGCGAUGCUAACGAGAAAGAACACCUGGAAAGCUUGACUGAGCCUGAUGGAUCUAGUGAACUCGGCAAUGUUGUAUCCAUUGAGGCAUCCGCGCCCAUGACGUUCCCCGACGGUGGUUUCGGAUGGGCGGUCGUAUUUGGAGCUUUCAUGAUUCAGUUCUGGUAAGGAGACCUCAAAAGUUUUUGACACAAAGAGAGGC